AUGGUCGAAGUAAAGCAGUACCACCUUUUCCCAACUGAUUUAAUCCCCAACUCGCCACGGCCUCUCCUACAUUAUAAAAACGUCAUCCCCAAAGUCCCACACAAAUCACACUGCUCCCCAGCGCAAGUUUGGGAAAGAUUCACCCACAACGGAUGGGACGUGCAAUGGAUCUUCCGUUACGGCCCAACGCAGCUUUCGCACUUCCACUCUAAAGCCCACGAGUGCAUGGCCGUCCUUUCCGGCACUGCUAGAAUCCGCUUCGGCGUGGCGGAUACCUCGGAGGAUUUGGACAAGAAUACGUACGAAUCAGCGUGGGAGCAGGGUGGCGUGGAGAUCGAAGCCGAAGCCGGUGAUGUUUUUGUGAUUCCUGCCGGCGUGGCGCAUAAGACGUACAAUACGAAACCAGAAGCGGAUCUCAAGCUUCUGUCACCUGGGCGUGCUCAUGGUAUCGAGGCUGACGACCCGAAGGAGGCACUGAGCAAAGUUGAGUUGUCAGGAUAUACAAUGCUGGGAGCAUAUUGCGGCGGGGAAUGGGAUUUUGUGGUGGGAGGAGGGGACUAUGAAAAGUGUUGGGCUGUGCCGAAACCAAAAUAUGACCCGGUCUUUAGGGACUCGGAGAAGGGACUUUGCAAGACUUGGAGAGGAAGUGGUGGUUCCCCGUCCCUUUACGAGGUGCGCCUGUAG
Molecule: messenger RNA, 684 nt
Organism: Colletotrichum truncatum
Lineage: Eukaryota; Fungi; Ascomycota; Sordariomycetes; Glomerellales; Glomerellaceae
Product: FAD-dependent pyridine nucleotide-disulfide oxidoreductase
Source: RefSeq, a predicted model, not a curated record